AAAAACGACGACUUUUGUGGAAAAAUCGCGUUUUGUCAAAGCCGGGCGUAAGCAGGAAGCAGCGGGACGUCACAUGACAGCAGAAACAUGGCGGCGGUGCAGUGGCAUUCUCGCGGGCGGCGGUACGAGGCGGAGCUGCAGCGAUGCCGUCUGGAGGCGACGCCGGUGGACUUUGGAGACUACCAUCCUCUGAAGCCCAUCACGGUGACCGACACCAAGUCUCGGCGUGGGGCCCGUAAAGGCAGCACCUCCUCCUCCUCCUCGUCUUCGUCCUCGGCGGCCCCGGACCCCCUCAGCUCCAUGCUGGACGGGACCGACCCCCUGUCCAUGUUCGCCGCGGCCUCGGCCGGCGAGACGCCCGGCCUGCCGCACAGCGCCUCCGCAGGGGACUUGGGGAGGAAGAGGAGGGAGAGGGAGGAGGAGGCGGUGGGGUCGGACUUUGAGCCGUGGUCGGCAAAGAGAGGAGAGAUCCUGGCCCGGUUCACCACCACCGAGAAGCUCUCCAUUAAUCUCUUCAUGGGCUCAGAUAAAGGAAAAGCUCCGAGCCCAGGAUCCUCGGCUGUUUCAGAGAAAGUUCGCACACGCCUGGAGGAGCUGGACGACCUGGAGGAGGGCUCCCAGAGAGAGCUGCUGAACCUCUCCCAGCAGGAUUAUGCAAACCGCAUCGAGGAGCUGAACCAGUCACUGAAGGAGGCCUGGGCCUCCGACCAGAAGGUCAAAGCCCUGAAGAUCGUCAUCCAGUGCUCCAAGCUGCUGUCCGACACCUCGGUCAUCCAGUUCUACCCCAGCAAGUUCGUCCUGAUCACAGACAUCCUCGACACGUUCGGCCGGCUGGUGUACGAGAGGAUCUGGACCAUGUGCUCGGACCCGAGACCCUUACCAGAGUCGUUCUCCGCUGACGACGUGAACGACACGGCGAAGGAAACCUGCCUCAACUGGUUCUUCAAGAUCGCCUCCAUCCGAGAGCUCAUCCCCAGGCUAUACGUUGAAGCCGCCAUCCUCAAGUGCAACCGCUUCCUGAACAAGUCUGGUAUUCAGGAGACUCUCCCCCGGCUGACGGCGAUGAUCAGGGGGAUCGGAGACCCUCUGGUUGCCGCCUACGCCAGAGCUUAUCUCUGCAGGGUGGGGAUGGAGGUGGCGCCCCACCUGAAGGACAGCCUGAACAGGAACUUCUUCGACCUGCUGGGGACGUUCCGGCAGAUUCAGGGCGACAGCGUGCAGAACCAGCUGGUGCUGCAGCGCGUCGAGAUCCCCGAGUACCUCACGCUCUACUCACCUGCCAUCAACUGGAUCCUGCAGUGUAUCGCCUACAGGGCUCCAGAGCCUCUGCUGACGGAGAUGAUGGAGCGAUGCAAAAAACUGGGGAACAAUGCCUUGCUGCUGAAUUCGGUCAUGUGGGCGUUCAGGGCCGAGUUCGUGGCGGCCAGAGCCACCGACUUCAUCACCAUGAUCAAAGACUGCGACGAGGCCGGCUUCCCCAAGCACCUUCUGUUCGGCUCUCUGGGUCGCAGUCUGGCUUGUGCCGACCCUCCCGAAGCAGAGAGACUGCCGAUCCUGAACGAAGCCUGGAAGGUCAUCACUAAAGUCCGCAGCCCGCAGGAUUACAUCAACUGUGCAGAGAUCUGGGUAGAGUUCACCUGUCGACACUUCACAAAACGUGAGGUCAACACGGUUCUGGCUGACAUCAUCAAGCACAUGACGCCUGACCGGGCGUUCGAAGACGCCUAUCCGCAGCUGCAGUCGGUGAUCAGGAAAAUCCUCACCUACUUCCACGACUUCUCGGUCCUCUUCUCCAUGGAGCGUUUCCUGCCGUUCCUCGACAUGUUCCAGAAGGACAGCGUUAGGGUGGAGGUGUGCAGGUCCAUCAUGGAGGUCUUCAUCAAACACCAGCUGGAGCCGACCAGAGACCCCGUCAUCCUCAACGCCAUGCUGCACAUCUGCAAGACCAUGCACGACUCCGUCAACGCUCUCACUCUGGAGGACGAGAAGCGAUCUCUGGCUCUGCUCAUCAACGGCUUCAUCCGCAUGGUGUCUUUCGGUCGGGACUUUGAGCAGCAGUUGAGUUUCUGUGUCGAGGCUCGAGCCACGUUCUGUAACCUGGAGCCGGUGCUGGUGCAGCUCAUCCACACGGUGAACCAGCUGGCGAUGGAGACCAGGAGGGUGAUGAGAGGAAGUCACUCCCGCAAAACAGCCGCCUUCGUCAGGGCGUGUGCUGCCUACAGUUUCAUCACCAUCCCGUCUCUCAGCAGUAUUUUCUGCCGCCUCAGCCUCUACCUGCUGUCCGGUCAGGUGGCGCUGGCCAACCAGUGUCUGUCGCAGGCGGACGCCUUCCUGAAGGCGGCGGUCAGCCUCCUGCCUGAGGUUCCUCGCUCCAUCAGCGUGGAGGGGAAGCUCCGCCCCUCCGAGGGCUUCCUGCUCGACUUCAUCAGCAACUUCCUGUCCACGCUGCUCGUCGUCCCGGACCACCCGGAGCAUGGCGUGCUCUACCUGGUGCGCGGCCUGCUCAACAUGGUGCAGGACUACACCUGGGAGGACAACGGAGACGCCAAACUCCGAGUUUACAUCAACGCCCUGCCGCUGCUGGCCGCCAUGAGCCAGGAGGCCUACCUGUACUGCAUCCCCCGAGUCGACUCCAACGAGACUCUGUACGGAGGAGACCCCAAGUUCCUGUCUGAGAUCAACAAGCUGUGUGAGACCCUGAUCGGACAGGUGCUGGACCACCUGAAGGCUCUGGGCCGCGACGAGCAGAGCGUGCGGCGGCAGGCGGCUCUGGCCUUCUCUCUGUUCGGCUGCCUGCUCGCUCACGGCGACCUGAGGAACAACAAGCUCAACCAGCUGGCCGUCAACCUGUGGAACCUGAGCCACAAGCACGGACACUGCGACACGCGGGCCUCUGUUCGCACCCUGGAGUUCAUGAAGCACCAGGCCCAGCAGCCCGACAUGGCUCACCUCUCCGACACCGUCCAGAGGCUGGCGCUGCAGUCCCGCACCUGAGCACACACACACACACACACACACACACACACACACACACACACACACACACAUACACACACACCAGGCUUCAGAUUCACACUGAAUGUGGACGCUCGGCUUCGACUGAUGAGCUUCUAGCAGGACGAGAGCGUCUCCGAUGUGAUGUGUUCACAGCGCAUCAGGAAAAUCCGCCACUUCAAAUUUGGACCAUUUUCAUGCCAAAACACGACGAGCGCUCCGUGUUUCCUCCACAGUUUUCUUCUCACCGGCUACUUCAGGCUCACUGCGGUUUGAUUUGCACGACUUUUUGAACUGUAAACUCGACUGUUUUCAUUCCUGAGAGGUUUUGGGUGAACCAGACCCUGAAACGUCACGGGACACUGAACCUUCACGUGUUAUUUCAGUGUUAACAGCUCCAUAAUAAUAAAACACAGUACGUACUAAAUUAUAAAUGGGGAAACUCUGGGAAACAGUGUUGCCUUUAAAUGAGCACUUCACUACAAAAACGAGAACUCAUUUUAUUACAAAGUGAAUAAAUAAAGUCCCUGCAGGUUCUCCGGAUGGCAGCCUGCACCACAUCCCAGGAGAAAGUCAGAUUUAAUAAAAUGGCAUACGGAGCUGGUGUGAGAUGGCUUGAGGAGGAAAGAAAAACUUAAAUCACUGAAAACAGAUUUAAAUCAUUAAAAAAAAAAAGAAAUCUGUUACCCGCCUGUUUCGUUCAUGUUGAGCAGAAAACCCGGCC
Messenger RNA from Myripristis murdjan (pinecone soldierfish), 3718 nucleotides. It is a transcript of the gene vps35l, whose product is annotated as VPS35 endosomal protein sorting factor like. The record is from RefSeq and is a predicted model, not a curated record. Gene Ontology annotation, biological process: endocytic recycling. Gene Ontology annotation, cellular component: endosome. Bases 88 to 2994 code for a protein of 968 amino acids. The transcript has 30 exons. Lineage: Eukaryota; Metazoa; Chordata; Actinopteri; Holocentriformes; Holocentridae.